AGUCCAUCAGAUUAUCGAAAAUGGAUUUUUAUUAUCUGCCUUGCUCACCGCCCUGUCGUUCAGUUCUCAUGACAGCAGCUGGAGUUGGUGUUAAGCUUAAUAAGAAAAUAUUAAACACUAUGAAACAGGAGCAAAUGACGCCCGAGUUUAUAAAAAUAAAUCCACAGCACACAAUCCCAACGCUGGAUGAUAAUGGCUUCUCUGUAUGGGAGUCGCGUGCUAUUCUCAUAUAUUUAGUGGAGCAGUAUGGCAAGAACGAUGCGCUGUAUCCUCAGGAUCCCAAGCUGCGUGCAGUGGUUAAUCAACGCCUCUAUUUUGACAUGGGCACGCUAUAUCAGUCCUUUGCCGAUUAUUAUUACCCACAAUACAUAUCGCUUGCUCCAGCGAAUCCUGAGCAUUUUAAGAAAAUAGAAACUGCUUUUGGCUUUUUGGACACCUUUCUGGAGGGUCAACAAUAUGUAGCUGGCAAUCAAUUGACGAUUGCCGAUUUGGCUAUUUUAGCGUCAGUGUCAACUUUUGAGGCAAUGGACUUUAAGCUUGAUAACUAUCCCAAUGUGGCCAAGUGGUAUGCACACGCCAAGAAAGUGGCUCCUGGCUGGGCUGAAAAUGAGGAAGGACUAGUGGAUUUCAAAUCAGCUAUGAAACAAAUGCGAAAGAAGUAAAUUUAUGUUAAUUUACAAGAAAUUUCAUGAAGCUUAUAUUAAACUCUUCGGCCAUUAGUCAAGUUAAUGCCAAACUAAAUUAGUAAAAUUAUUGCGUCGUAUAUUAUUUGAAGCAUAACAAAAUAGCAAAAACAAAGAAAAUAAACAAAAUAAUGAGCACACACACUUUGUUAAUUGCCGGCAACGGUGAGCAACGGAGAGAGAGAGAGAGAGAGAGUGAGUACAGCUCAUUAGAAGAGCUACAGCGAAACAUGCUCAACUAGAAUAUACCCUUGAUUCAGUUUAUAUCAGAUAACAAGAACUAUAGAUAUCAACAAUAAUACUUGUAAGCAUAAAAAUAGUUUUAUUUUUGUAUGUUUUUAUGUUAUAAUCAGCAUGAAUUGUAAAUUGUUAUCAAGCACUUGAUAGCGCUUGUUAAGCAAUUGAGAGAGCUGAGAGUGAGCGGAAGAGUGGCAAAGAUAAAGAGAAGAAAGCUUUUGAAUGUGUUAGCUUUGCUUAUAUACUGAGUAUGUCUGUAUACUGAAAUCAAAACAGUUAGCUCCGUACAAACAUUAUUCGUAUAUUACUUUUAUUUAAUGCACGAUAAUUUUAGCGCUCUUUGCUCACUUUUGUUUGCUGCUCAUUUUUGCUAUUAUAAUAAAUGAAG
Drosophila busckii is the source of this 1308-nucleotide messenger RNA. Its product is annotated as glutathione S-transferase 1-1. The transcript has a single exon. Gene Ontology annotation, biological process: glutathione metabolic process. The coding region runs from base 21 to 662 and encodes 213 amino acids. Gene Ontology annotation, molecular function: glutathione transferase activity. Lineage: Eukaryota; Metazoa; Arthropoda; Insecta; Diptera; Drosophilidae. The record is from RefSeq and is a predicted model, not a curated record.